UUGUUCGUUAUAAAACUAAGAAGAUAUCACAUUCGACUAAAUUAUGAUGUGUAAAAUAUUUAACAUAUACGAACGAUUAUGUUUUAAAAAAACCUGUUGGACCGCGUUGUGAAAAUUUCAUUGGACACACGUGGUCACGCAGAGGCGUGGCUUUACGUGAUCACGUUAGAUUCGGGUUGGCCUUCGUCGAGCCUCAUUUUUCAUUGAUUUAAAGAGUACGAAGAAAGCAAAAGUUUGCAUUCGGCUUGCGUGAGUUGUAUUUUAGCUGUAUUUUGUUUUGUGGUGCGCGUGAGGAGCGUCUAUCUCGUGUUUUCUCCUUGUCCAUUGUGUGGCCGACAUGGGUAAGAAGCAAGCAAACAAAUCUAAGAAAGAUGUUCCAGAGCCUGAAGAGUUUGUGGUGGAGAAAGUGAUUGACCAGCGAGUGGUCAAUGGGAAAGUUGAGUUUUUCCUUAAGUGGAAAGGCUUUACAGAGGCCGAUAACACCUGGGAGCCUGAAGAGAAUUUGGACUGCCCUGAACUGAUUGCAGCCUUUCUAGAAUCUCAGAAAGGGGUGGUCGAGAACCCAGACUCCAAUAAAAGAAAAGCCUCCACUGGCUCUGAACCAGAAACAGAAGAGAGUAAGGCCAAGAAAAAGAAGGAAAUGCCUGAAAAGCCAAGAGGGUUUGCAAGAAACCUGGACCCGGAGAGGAUCAUUGGUGCGACUGACAGCAGUGGGGAGCUCAUGUUCCUGAUGAAGUGGAAGGACUCUGAUGAGGCAGACCUGGUGCCUGCGCGAGAGGCCAACACUCGGUGUCCACAAAUAGUUAUCGCCUUUUAUGAGGAAAGAUUGACUUGGCAUUCUUGUCCAGAGGAUGAGCAACAAUAGCAUCCCACAUCUUGCUAAACGCUGUCUUCCACUUGUACAUUGUGUUCUCUUCUUUUGUUAAACUGAUAGUGGAGGAUAGUUUUAAAUAUUAAAUGCUCUGGAUGCUAUGUGCAUGACUGUUGAGCCAGUGAAACGAUCUAGAAGGUUGGGUGAUGAAUGUGUUUUUAAAUUUUAAAUAGUUUGCUUAGACUCUUCAUUUGGACUGUCAUCAGUGCUGUCUUACAAUGCCCUGAUUUGUUUGCCUUCAUCUUGAUUGUAAUCAUAUAGAGAGACAUGAAACUUAUCUCAUGUUUUCAUAGUUUCAUUAGAUGGGCAUUUAUAGUUUUUCUACCACAUAUUUGUUUACGUUAAUGUUGGAAUAGUGUCUCUUGCUGUAAAUGUUUGUGUAAAUAUUUCUUUUAGUAUAAUAAAGGUUUAUAUGCCUGCUUUUAA
Molecule: messenger RNA, 1297 nt
Organism: Paramisgurnus dabryanus
Lineage: Eukaryota; Metazoa; Chordata; Actinopteri; Cypriniformes; Cobitidae
Gene: cbx3a
Product: chromobox homolog 3a (HP1 gamma homolog, Drosophila)
Cellular component (GO): nucleus
Source: RefSeq, a predicted model, not a curated record